AUGGCCAGUACCAGUAAUGUGACUGAGUUUAUUCUCGCUGGCCUCUUCCAGGAUCCAAAAGUUCAGAGAGCAUGCUUUGUGUUAUUUCUUCCUGUGUACCUGGCCACGGUGGUGGGCAACGGCUUUAUCGUUCUGAUGGUCACCAUCAGCAAGAGUCUGUGUUCUCCCAUGUACUUCUUCCUUGGCUACCUGUCCUUGGUGGAGAUCAGCUACUCCUCUACAAUUGUUCCCAAAUUCCUCAUUGACUUACUUGCCAAGAUCAAAGCCAUUUCCCUGCAGGGCUGUCUGGCCCAGAUAUUCUUCUUCCACUUCUUCGGGGUCACUGAGAUCCUUCUGCUUGUGGUGAUGGCCUAUGACCGCUAUGUGGCCAUCUGCAUGCCUCUUCGUUAUAUGAACAUCAUGAGCCGUCAGCUGUGUUACCUUCUAGUGGCUGGUUCCUGGCUGGGGGGCUUUCUUCACUCCAUCAUUCAGAUUCUUAUCACUGUCCAGUUGCCCUUCUGUGGUCCCAACAUGAUUGACCACUACUUCUGUGACCUCCAGCCACUAUUCAAACUGGCCUGCACUGACACUUUUGUGGAAGGGGUUAUCAUACUGGCCAACAGUGGCUUAAUUGCUUUGUGCUCCUUCCUCAUCUUGGUGUCUUCCUAUGUUGUCAUCCUGUUCAACUUGAGAAACCAUUCGGCUGAGGGCAGGCGCAAAGCCCUCUCCACCUGUGCCUCUCACAUCACCGUGGUCAUCUUGUUUUUUGGUCCUGCCAUCUUCCUCUACAUGCGGCCAUCCUCCUCCUUCACUGAGGACAAGCUGGUGGCUGUAUUCUACACGGUCAUCACCCCCAUGCUGAACCCCAUCAUCUACACGCUCAGAAACGCAGAGGUCAAAAUUGCCAUGCGGAGGUUGUGUGGCAAGAAGGAACACUGA
Messenger RNA from Ochotona princeps (American pika), 918 nucleotides. Its product is annotated as olfactory receptor 4B1. Gene Ontology annotation, biological process: G protein-coupled receptor signaling pathway. The record is from RefSeq and is a predicted model, not a curated record. Gene Ontology annotation, cellular component: membrane. Gene Ontology annotation, molecular function: G protein-coupled receptor activity; olfactory receptor activity. Lineage: Eukaryota; Metazoa; Chordata; Mammalia; Lagomorpha; Ochotonidae. The transcript has a single exon. Bases 1 to 918 code for a protein of 305 amino acids.